AUUUAAUAAAAGAAAUAUCCAAGAUAAAUUUCUAAUUGAUUGCGAUCCUUGAAGGAAGACAGAAGAUUUGUGGACGGUUUUCUCCUAAGAAAUCAUUUGCAAUGAAGAUCCUUCUCUUUUUCUCUAUUUCAUUCUUCUUUGAUGUCUUCAUUCCACCAGUGGGCUCUAGGUCUGUUGGAAUUUCUGUGCCACCAUCAAAAGUCCCAUGUCUAUUGAAGCUUGAGAAACUAUACUCAGAGACACGUAAUUCCUCCACAAUAUUUGAAAAUGCACAAUAUGGUACAGAGGAAAAACAAAAAGCUGAAAGUAAAAAGCACUACGCUCUCUUUAAUCUGACACGUGCAUGUAUAAUGUUUGGUGGUCAUUGUAAAAAUAAAUGUGGUGAAAAUGAAUUUAGGAUGGUAUAUUGUGAUGUUUCUACAUCACUUUGCUGCAUUAGACAAUGUAAGCCUAAGAAGUAUAAAUAACUGAAGAGACCGAUUCACAGAAAGAAGAUCAACAUGAACUGUCUUCUCACUACUUCAUUACAUCUAUUAUUUCAUUCACAGCUUAGUGUUUCUGUUCAUAAAUCUCUAAUAAAUAAAGGACUAAAUAAAAUACAUUUCAACCUGAACCAUUCAUGAACAUUGUGCCUACUAGGAGGAAAGAGUCAAGAGUACAGAAUAGACCUUUGAACUUGGGAACGGCAAUAGAAUGAGAAAAUCCCAUCAUUGGACUAUGGUGUUAAAUGAAAUUCUGGGAACAAUUCUAUGUUUAAUGUGAAAAGCAUGCUGUCAGUGAUUGAUGAUGAAUAUCAAGUGUUCUUUUAGAAGAGACAAGAGUGGAGAGAGAGUUUAUGAGAGAUGGAAGGUAUGUGU
Molecule: messenger RNA, 857 nt
Organism: Capra hircus (goat)
Lineage: Eukaryota; Metazoa; Chordata; Mammalia; Artiodactyla; Bovidae
Gene: DEFB112
Product: defensin beta 112
Exons: 4
Coding region: 102-467 (121 amino acids)
Biological process (GO): innate immune response
Cellular component (GO): extracellular region
Source: RefSeq, a predicted model, not a curated record